Elgaria multicarinata webbii is the source of this 1524-nucleotide messenger RNA. It is a transcript of the gene ASZ1, whose product is annotated as ankyrin repeat, SAM and basic leucine zipper domain containing 1. Gene Ontology annotation, biological process: piRNA processing. Gene Ontology annotation, molecular function: protein binding. The transcript has 13 exons. NCBI's taxonomy places the organism in Eukaryota, Metazoa, Chordata, Lepidosauria, Squamata, Anguidae. Gene Ontology annotation, cellular component: pi-body. Bases 1 to 1455 code for a protein of 484 amino acids. The record is from RefSeq and is a predicted model, not a curated record.
AUGGCUGGCGGGGCGCGUUCUCCCUUGGUGACCGCGGCGGGCGAGAGUAGCGAAAGCGACGACGACGGCUGGGAUAUCGGGGUCGUGUCCAAAGCGUCGCCUCAGAAGCAGCAUCUAGAUGAAACAUUGCAUAUAGAUGAAAAAGAGAAGGCUUUGAAAAAAGCGUUGAUGGACGGAAACUUGUCCGUCAUUGAAGAACUCCUAGAUUUAGGUGUAAAUGUAGAAUCUACCUUUAAGUUUGGAUGGACUCCCCUGAUGUAUGCUGCAAGUGUUGCGAAUGUGGAACUCAUGCAUAUCCUUCUGCGCAGAGGUGCAGAUGCAAGCUUUGAUAAGGAUCAGUAUACAGUAUUGAUGGCUGCGUGUACUGCACAUGCUUCAGAAGAUCAGAUUUUAAAGAGCGUAGAACUGCUUCUUUCAAGAAAUGCUAAUCCUAAUGCCGCAUGCAGGAAGAAAAUGAUUCCACUAAUGUAUGCAGCCCGUGAAGGCCACCCUAAAAUCGUUGCUCUUCUCGUUGCUCAUGGAUCAGAAAUAAAUGUCCAGGAUGAAAGCGGUUACACUGCAUUAACAUGGGCAGCACGACAGGGACAUAAAAAAGUAGUGUUCAAGUUGCUUGAACUUGGAGCUGAUAAAUCAAUACAAACAAAAGAUGGACAGACACCAGGAGAAAUUGCAAAGAACAACAAGCAUUCAGAGCUUUUCAGUUUACUUUCUUUGACAGCAAAUCCUUUCCAAGGAAAGUUCCAGGACCUAACUAAAGAAGAAUCUAUUCGCAGACUUUUAAAAUCAGUGCCUGAUGCAGUUAGAAAAAAUAAAAAUAGUUCUUAUGCAGCUUUUGGUGACCUGGAAGUGUUUUUACAUGGACUUGAGCUAGAACAUAUAACAGAGGUACUGAAGGAGAGAGGGAUAGCUUUAAGACAGCUUUUGACGAUGGGAAAAGACGACUUUAAACAGAUUGGGAUUAUGAAUACUAGAGAUCAACAAAAAAUCUUAGAUGCUGCUAAAGAACUUCAGGUAGAAGAAGUCAAAUUGGGAGAGUUGUCUGGAGUGAUAAACUUGGAAUUCAGUGGUGAUGAGUUUCUUUCUUUUCUCAUGAAACUAAACAGACAAUGUAUUCAUCUUACAACUGCUGUGCAGGGUGCGGUUAAUCAGUUCCCUACAAAUGCUCAAAAGUUGGUUCUUGAAUGGAGUCCACCUGAAAGCCUUGCUAAAAUUUGUGAAGACCUUAUUUCCAGUGCUGAAGAUCUGAAUGGAGAAGCUAACAAAUUAAAAACACUAAUGCAAAAGCUACAUACAGGACAGAGUGAUGAUCCUUGCCGAAUACAACCUCUGGUGGAAAAAGGCCGAUGGAAGAUGACUUUUUUAAAAACGGCAGCACUAACCUUGGUUGGGUCUGGAUGUUUCUUCUUUAUCGGCAUGUUAACUUUAAGAAAGAGCCGAGUUGGAAUUAUGCUUUAGAACGUCUUUUCCAAUAUCUAGAACUAGGGAUUAAAAUAAUCUUAAUGACUUAUAUUUGCUUUACUGGUU